CUGCCCGACCCUCGGUACCUCCGGCUCCAUGCAGCUUGCGCCCGCGUCGCCCACCUGUCAGGUGCAGCAGAGUGUAUCGCCAAAAUUUUGCGCGAGGAGGCCAUCAAGGUUUUGGCGUCUGAUGGGGGCUCGAGCUCGCUCUUGAAUUACAUACUGAUGCAUCGUCUGGGAAUUACCGCGUGA
Trametes versicolor FP-101664 SS1 is the source of this 183-nucleotide messenger RNA. RefSeq lists its product as uncharacterized. The transcript has a single exon. The annotation marks the transcript as partial. NCBI's taxonomy places the organism in Eukaryota, Fungi, Basidiomycota, Agaricomycetes, Polyporales, Polyporaceae. The record is from RefSeq and is a predicted model, not a curated record.